Neltuma alba is the source of this 2476-nucleotide messenger RNA. Its product is annotated as scarecrow-like protein 1. The transcript has 3 exons. Lineage: Eukaryota; Viridiplantae; Streptophyta; Magnoliopsida; Fabales; Fabaceae. The record is from RefSeq and is a predicted model, not a curated record. Bases 531 to 2270 code for a protein of 579 amino acids.
GCCUGCCUGGUUUCACACAAUCGAAACAAUUUUUAAAUAUAUAAGGAGUCACAGAGAGAGAACGAGUCUUAUCUUUUGGGUUGGUCAUAGCCUCUCUGCCUCUUGGUCAAAAACCUAAGCUUUCUUCUUCCUUCGGAGACGAUCCUGAACUCCAUCUUCAUUUCUCGUUUCCCUCAAUCACAGAAUAUGACGAUUGAUAUGGUCUCUCGUCUUCUUCCUUUCUGAUCUCGUCAGGUAUAGCUGUCUUGCUGAGCAUUUGUUCAAGAACUAAAUUCAUUUUAAACCUUUUUUUUAUGGCCCAAGUUCUGUUAUAGAUAUUUGGAUAUUCCUACUUCUUAGUAGUUGAUUGUCAUUCAUCCAAAGACGCCGAUCAUUCUAGUGAUUAUAGAGACAAAAGGAAGAGCGGAGAAAUGGCUUUCUUGUAAGGUUCAACAAGAUUCCGUUUGUGAGUGGUUUGGCCUGGCUUGCUUUUUUGCUAAGGUGAAAAAAGGCUGAAAUUCUAUAUGAGCUGAUUGAGCAAGAGGUGAACCAUGUCGUUAGUUAGAUCUGCAGAGCUGCCUGCUACACCUUAUAGAAAUGCCAAGCUCUACUCAAUCAAGGGAAGUGAUAUUGGGCCCGGCUUUCCCUCCCAAAUUUUUGGUCAUGAUAAACACAAAAGCAUGUACAUAACAGAUUCUUACUCCAGUGAGAGUUAUGAGAAGUACUUUCACGAUUCACCAACUGAAGAACUGAUAGACACUCCCACUUCCAGCAUCUCUGGAAACUCACUGCCUGAUGGCUCUUCCUAUCUGGUUAGAGCUACUUCAGGAAUCUCUGUGGUUACCAACAACCCAUUUGAUAUUUCUUUCGCUUCCAUGAGACACAAUGAUGCCCGUCAGUCCAACUUUGGAUCAGAUGUCUUGGAAAAUGGAAGCCCAGAUCCACUUGACUUUGAUGAUCAAAUGAAAUUGAAGCUCCAAGAAUUAGAGAGGACACUGCUUGGUGAUAACAAUGAUGAUUAUGAGGACGAGUUCAUACUCGGGACUUUUCAGAGCAUGGAUAUUGAUGCUGAGUGGGGUGAACCCAUUCAGAAUAUGUUGCACCACGGCUCACCAAAAGAGUCUUCAUCCUCAGAUUCUAACCAUAGUACCAUUAGCAGUAUCUCUCCCCGGACCCCAAAGCAAUUGCUGUUAGAGUGUGCUGGUGCAAUUUCAGAAGGAAAUGUAGAGGGAGCCUCGUCUAUGAUAAAUCAACUCCGGCAGAUGGUAUCAAUUCAGGGAGAUCCUCCCCAGAGGACUGCAGCUUAUAUGGUGGAAGGACUUGCAGCUCGAAUAGCUGAAUCGGGCAGCAGUAUUUAUAAGGCACUGAAGUGCAAGGAACCUCCUUCGUCAGACCGACUGGCAGCUAUGCAAAUACUGUUUGAGGUGUGCCCAUGUUUUAAAUUUGGAUUUAUUGCUGCCAACGGUGCAAUUACAGAGGCAGUUCAAGAUGAAAAGAAGGUUCAUAUAAUAGACUUUGACAUCAAUCAAGGAAAUCAAUACAUAACUCUGAUACAAGCACUUGCUUCAAGGCCAGGUAAGCCGCCACAUGUGAGAUUGACUGGGGUUGAUGAUCCCGAGUCCGUCCAGCGAUCUGUUGGGGGCCUAAAAAUCAUUGGACAAAGACUUGAAAAGUUGGCAGAAAUACUUGGAUUGCCGUUUGAAUUUCGAGCUGUGGCAUCAAGGUCUUCCCUUGUCACUCCAUCGAUGCUUGAUAUUCGUCCUGGGGAAGCACUUGUGGUGAAUUUUGCAUUCCAGCUUCAUCACAUGCUAGAUGAGAGUGUUUCAACGGUAAAUGAACGAGACCAACUUCUACGCAUGGUUAAGAGCUUGAAUCCAAAACUUGUUACCGUUGUUGAACAAGAUAUGAACACCAAUACGCUUGCAUUUUUCCCACGAUUUGUUGAAGCCUACAAUUACUAUUCUGCUGUGUUCGAGUCGCUGGACGCAACUCUUCCUAGAGAUAGUCAGGAUAGGAUGAAUGUUGAAAGGCAAUGCCUGGCAAGAGACAUUGUAAAUAUUGUUGCAUGCGAAGGUGAGGAUAGGGUUGAACGUUAUGAAGUUGCUGGAAAAUGGAGGGCAAGGAUGAAGAUGGCCGGCUUCACUACGUCGCCAAUGAGUGCCAAUGUGACUGACGCAAUCAAAAAACUCAUUAAGCAGUACUGUGACAGGUACAAGAUGAAGGAUGUGAUGGGCGCACUUCAUUUUGGAUGGGAAGACAAGAACCUGAUUGUUGCUUCAGCAUGGAGGUGACCAGUUCAUUCUUCAGCUCGGAGACUCUGGUGGCGAGAAUGUAGUAUUUGCUUGUUUACUCUGAAUGUUAAUGAUUUGUGUAGGUGUAUAUUUGAGUCGCUGACGUUAAAUCUUAAAGCUAAUAUGGAAAUUUAUGUUACACAUGAACGCUUGACUUCCUCGUGAGGACUCAUCUGACAACAUAAAACUGUUAUUCUUGGCUUCUA